Bombyx mori (domestic silkworm) is the source of this 414-nucleotide messenger RNA. RefSeq names its product cuticular protein RR-2 motif 128 (gene CPR128). Lineage: Eukaryota; Metazoa; Arthropoda; Insecta; Lepidoptera; Bombycidae. Bases 1 to 414 code for a protein of 137 amino acids. The record is from RefSeq and is marked provisional. Gene Ontology annotation, cellular component: extracellular matrix. The transcript is spliced from 4 exons.
AUGUCUUUAAAGGGGUUAAUACUUUUGGCGACAGUCGCUUGUGCACAUAGCCGUGUGCUCACAUACUUCCGACCGACAAAACACGUGGACUUGCAACCAUCGGGCACUAUUCUACAUGCAGAGCCUCAUCUAGGAUUCGAACAUCACCACAUAUCCGAAGAUGAACCCGUCGACUACUAUGCCUACCCGAAAUACGAAUUCAAAUACGGAGUCAACGAUUUUCACACAGGUGACAUUAAGACCCACUACGAAACUCGAGACGGAGACGUUGUCAAAGGUCAAUACACAGUGGUCGAGCCCGACGGUUCGAUUCGCACCGUGGACUACACCGCCGACAAAUACAACGGAUUCAAUGCGAUCGUACACAAGACCGCUCCCAUAUCACCUCACGAGGCUGCUCAUUUACAUCAUUAG